CGGCUCUUUGGCCUCCUAUCCAUCUUGUGGUUCUUAAGAAGACGAGUCACUCUAUAUUCUGCCUUUUACUGGAUAUAUUCUCCCAACUGGCUUCAACCCCACUAUCUAAGCUCUUUUUCUCUUCUGCAUAUAAUAAGGAUCUCUCUUCCUGCUAGUCAAGUUCAAGUCAUAACCUUUUCUUUUGCUUUUUCAUUUUUCUUUUUCCCCUUUAAUGGCAUCCAACUCUCUAACUUCAUCAGCUUGGACACCUAAGCAGAACAAGCUAUUCGAAAAGGCUUUGGCUUUGUAUGACAAGGACACGCCGGACCGGUGGCUUAAUGUCGCAAAAGCUGUUGGUGGGAAUAAAUCGCCGGAGGAAGUAAGAAGACACUAUGAAAUUCUUAUCAAAGAUGUUAGGGAAAUUGAGUCUGGCAGAGUUCCAUUCCCUAAUUACACCUCGACUCGAAAUUAAGUUGAAGGUAAUGUGAUUGCUUAUUCAA
This is a messenger RNA of Jatropha curcas, 479 nucleotides long. The record is from RefSeq and is a predicted model, not a curated record. Lineage: Eukaryota; Viridiplantae; Streptophyta; Magnoliopsida; Malpighiales; Euphorbiaceae.